CUGACAUGGAGUUAGUGACUGUGGUGAUAGUCUGUCACAGACGCUGAACCGGAAUUUUUUGUAGGAAUUGUUGGGAAAGACACGGGUAAGCCAGGUUGUGCUGUGGGAAGCUCCACACCAAUAGUGAAUCUUCUUGGUCUUGGGGUCUGACCCAUCUAGAGAUAGUGGAUAAGUCAGGCUUUGCUGUCGGAACUGUCAUUUUGCAGAGGACACGGGUCUUGAUGUGGGGACUGUCACAGACAGACGAGUCAUGUUUUGAUGUGGGAAGUGCCAUGCUGCUACUCGCUGGUUCGAGCAAAGGAAGUGUUGUUUCUCUUUGUGAACUGUUUCCGCUGAUAAGACAGAGGAACGGAUACGAGUUGCUGUUUUAUGGCAGGCGCUGAACGCUUGGUGACCGACUUUUUUUUGGUGGUCAAAACAUCAAGAUGGCGGAACUGUCGCCUCGCCAUGAAGAAAGCGCAGGAGGAUCUGGAAAGCGAGAAACGCCUGUCAAAAUGGCGGAACAGCCUACAGUUGACCCCGAGAAGGGCACUUCCGCUGGUACUGACAAGACGCGCCUGGUGCGACAACAAGCAUCGCCGCCUUCCUACGAGUCCCUGUACGGACGAGUGAAAUCGGCCAAGAGCGAAUCGUCCGGCUUCGUCAGCUUCAUGAAGUCUGCCUUCCUCAUCCUUGUCGGCACAGCUGGCUGUACCUUUCUUCUUGCGUUUUUUAUGGCCAUUCCCAUCGCCAUGAUCGUCAUAGGUGCGUACUACUUACAUGACUGCCCCGCAGAGCGCUACAUCCCCAUCUACCUGGUGGUGGGAGGCUGCUUCGCCUUUUUGCGGAUGUUCAUUUCCGUGGGGUUAAGGAUUAGAAGGGCUUGCAACCCGCGGGAAUCGGACGAAGACCGGGAGGAGAUAAUGAACCCUCUGAACUCUUUGCUGGACUGUUUUCAGAUUGCUUGGUUCAUUGCAGGCAAUGGGAUUUACCGUACCUACGGCAAGUUCAACGGAACGGACCAGACGUCGGAAAACUUCUGCGAUCCGACCUUGUACUACUUCGCCUUCUGGCUGACCACCUCCGUCUACAUCUUCAUGGCACUCGGCUUUUGCUGCGCCUGCUGUUUCGGCAUCUGUGCCCAAAUUAUCAUGUAGGAAUGGACUGCAACAUUCAUAAAAUAUCAUUGCUCCGAUAUCCGACCAUCGAUCUUUUUCGUCCAAAGUAUAUUUUUUAGGGGGUGGUCUAAAAAGUACUUUGAUCAACAUUUCUCUCAAAAAAAAAUAUAUAUACGAAUCUUUUAAUAACUCUGUAUACAUAUUUAUACAUACAUAUUUUUAUAUAUUUGUGUGCGUGUGUGUGUGUGUGUGUGAUUUUUUAAAAUUCUUGUUGUUACUAUACUAUAAUUUUUUGCAUCAUCAAUAUUUUUAUCACAUUGGUCUGGAAUCUUUGCUUACUAUUCCAAUCUCAGAAACAGUGUAGAAAUCAUACUUACCAAACUGAUACUAUAUUUAACUGAACAUUUUGUAAUGAAGAGCAAAACUGAAGCAAAAAUGCGUUGCUCAAGACUUGCAGGGGUCAUUACCCUUACAUAUUUAACCGUUAGGCAUAUGGAGUGUUCGUUUUUGAGAACUUGAAAUAAGCAUUACAUGCCUAAUUAGUCCAACAAGGAGCUGUCUGGGUCUGGUUUGAAAACUCUAAAUCGGCAUUACAUAUAUGUUAAUUUAAAAAAAUUAAAAAUGUAAUAAAACAGUUUUCUGCAUCUUG
This is a messenger RNA of Pomacea canaliculata, 1746 nucleotides long. RefSeq lists its product as uncharacterized. The record is from RefSeq and is a predicted model, not a curated record. Lineage: Eukaryota; Metazoa; Mollusca; Gastropoda; Architaenioglossa; Ampullariidae.